Molecule: messenger RNA, 10449 nt
Organism: Cyanistes caeruleus (blue tit)
Lineage: Eukaryota; Metazoa; Chordata; Aves; Passeriformes; Paridae
Source: RefSeq, a predicted model, not a curated record
CCAGACAGCGGCUGGGCACUGGAAUGGGGUGCUGAUCACAGCACCAGGCCUGACAGAGCUCAAGAAAUGUUUACACAGUACUCUCAGGGUCAUGCUAGGACUAUUGGGCAUGUCAUGUACAGAGCCAGGAGCUGGACUUGAUGAUCCUGAUGGGUCACAUCCUACUCAGGUGAUUUUGUUAUAAUCAGCUGUAGUUGCUGCUACUCUGUGUAUUGCCAUAUUGGGCACUUUGAUCCAAACUAUGGAAAGUAGACUUCUGCUGUUAUUUCAUACACUUAGCUUUUCUGGUACUCAUGCAGAGCUGUGUUUUAAAGUUAAUGAGUUAAUGAGUCCUAUAGCUGCUGGAGGUCCAUUUCAGGAAAAGAUUACAGAUUUAUGGUAAAACUAAUUGGAAGAUAUUCACAAGUAAAUUAUCAUUUUUUAGUUAUUUGAGGGGCUGCACUGACUCCCACAUAAUUUUAGGUGAGUUUUGUUUCUUAGCAACAUGGAAUUAAGGGUAAUUUUUUGUAACUGAAAGUCAUCAUGUUCAUGUUCAGAUUUAUCAGUGUUUAAGAAAGGGUGCAGUUUAAGUAAGGAUGUCAUAGCCUCCUUGAAGAUCUUUACUUCAGAAAAUACCUCUGAUAUAAUGAAUUUCUUAGGACAGUUGCUGAAGGUGCUGUGUCACCAACAGUUUGUCUCUACUGUCCAUCCUGCCACAUUAACCUGAGCUUUGGGGGGAAAAGCCAGACUAAGGCUAAUGGGUCUGAAUGGGUGUCAGCUGAAGUUUUUACAUCUUGUUUUCAGUGUGUUUGCUUGUGGGAAGUGCUCUUUUCACCAUGGAGUGUUAGCUAUUUGUCUCUGCCAGCAUAAUGUUUGUAACUUGACUCUGCCAUGGUAUCCCUGGUUUUUUGCAUGCUUUGUUUGGACAAGAAAAUGAGUGGCUUUUGAAAUGUCACUGAGACGGAAUAUAUGAAUGAGACAUUUUUCAUAAAGUAGAACACAUACGUGGUUUCCUAAAGCUAAGAUUUAGUCCAAAAAUAAAACUUGAGUUUGGCCAGGGCAUGCAAACUAGGGUAUCUGAAGUUCUAGGGCACAUAAACUGCUGGCUUCUAGCAGAUAGGCCUUGUACAGAAAGGCUCUGACAUGAGGUCUCAGAUGACAUUUUUGUGUGUGUGCAUUUUUCUGCUCCCUAUAGCUCAUAUGAGCUAACUAGCAUUUUUUUCAGUGGAAUUGAGUGGACUCGGUUUAAGGCUUUCAUAUGGGAAUUGUGUGGAUGAUCUGAUAGUGUCGGAGAGGGCAGGAUAUAAUAUUUUAACUCUCUCAAAGUUUACUCAGUUGUAAUGUAGGUUUAGGAUUUAAGCUGAACAGAACAGAUAUCAAACCACGGUUUGAUAAGGACAUCUUAUUGUUUCGUAAAGGAGAGUUUUCAGAGUGUAACAGUAAAAUUUUAGCUCUGUUUUCUGAAUUCAUUAUCAUAGCUCGCACUGAAUGCAUAUUAGUCAAUGUUUCAUCAUCAGAAAUGGCUUGGGAUCAGGAAUUAAGCAAUCUGGGGGAAACAAAUGUUAUAAUAGAGAAUCAAACUGUAAUUUAGUCUGUGUUCUCUUUUUCUUCAAGGCUAUUAAAAUGCUUUUACUUCUUUCACCUGAUCUUAGUAUAUUGAUUUUGAAGGAAUGAAGGAUAACUGGUCUCUGUUGCAGAAAAUGCUGCAAUAUGCAUACUACAAAAGCCUAAAAAUCAUCCACUGUUGUCAUGAAGACAUGUUGUCUCUGUCCACAGAGACUGAGAGAUUUUGGCUGAAGCAGGGUGAGCUGGCUCUAUUGGUCUUCAUAAGGCAGUUAGUAAGCUGACCCACCAAGUCCAACAGUAUGGUCAGCUGCAUACAAAGCACAUGCAGCUGUAAAGGCUUUGCUUUAUUGGUGGUGGAAGGAUGUAGCAGGUAACAGGGGCUUGAUAACUGAGAGCAGAAGCUGGUUCUGUAGUUAGAGAAUGUGGUUUAGUGAUUCAGGAUUAGUGGUGCAGGAUUUACAGUGCUUGCACAUAUGCUACCAACAGCUCAGACCAGUAAAAAAGCCUGUGAACCAGAGAGAGAGCUGGAAAAACCUGUGUGCAAUGAAAAAAACCAGCAUUCAAAGGGAAUGGCAGAACUGCCUGCUCCACUGUGAUCUGUCACUCUGUUAGUAGCCUGAACUAAAGGGAACUAAUAGGAGGGAGUUCCCAAUCUACUUGAAAGUUUGGGAGGUCUGAAAUUGUCAUGGCAAACACUGUAAUUCACUUAAGUGGCUGUGGCUAAAUAACCACUCCCAUGGGGUUUUAGUCCAUCUGUCUCAUCCUCUGCCUUCCAUACAUCUUUUCUCAUGUUGUACUUUUCCCUGUCCUGUGUGACCAAAUGGGAUCAAAGAAGUUAAUUGGGAUGAAAAAUCCUUUUUUUUUUUAAUUAUUACAGUUUAUGUGUGAGUCUCAUACAGCUACCUGCAAGGGGAUGUAUGAAUGCCUGGGCCAGGUAUCACAGGGGAGAUGUCAAGAAGGUAGGAAUAUGAAAGGAGAGAAGAGGAACUGACUUUUCAGAAAAAAAUAUGUAGCCGUAAAUACCCCUGCAUGACUAUGAGUCUAUAAUGAGUCAAGACCUCAUAUUCCUGGAUAAUAGGAAUUUCAGUGUAAUCUAAGUUAUUUAUUUUUUGUAGUUUCUUUGCUGUAGUUCUAAGAGAUACUUAUUACAGUUUACCUUAAAUUAUAAGUCCACAUUCCUAACUAGAAUGCCAUGGAGUCUGUAACCAAUAUAAGCUUGUAGUGAGUAAGUGUCAGGGUACUUUUGGUACCUUUGUGGUGAUCAGUGUAGUCUUGCAGAAUUUCAGAGGAGAUGUAAUUGGAUUUAAGAUCUGUAAAAGGCACUAGAAUGGUGCUAGUUGAGCAGAAAGUCUUCUGUUAAAACAUAGACAUUUAUCCCCAUUGAGAAAAUACAUGCUUCAAUUUGCAUUAUUGAACAGCAAUUACCAUCAAAGAUUUGAGCACUCAUACCUGAUUCUGCUGCUGUUGAACAGCUGAUGCACUUCAUCACAGAAAUUAUUGCUGUUUAAGUCAACUUCUAAUUGUUUUGUGCAACCAAUUUGAGUGAAAGGAAAGGCGGGCUUUUCCAUUUGUAUAGAAAGGAACUUACAUAAAUGCAAUAGCUCUACCUAACAUGACCUAACAUGCUCAUGGGAAAUAUGAUGCUAUGGUUAAGGGCAUUAGUCUAAAAAUUACUAAAAAUGUCAUGUAUUGUGCCCUAAUCCAAGCCAUUCCUACUCAAUCAUGGCAGUGAUUGUGUUCCUUAGCCAAGUAAUAAUCUUCAAUUUUAUCCCUAUGAAAACCUCAGUAUUUUUGCAGAAUCAUAAAUUAUUUAUUUUAGGCUGAUCCAAUUUAGCAACUGUUUAUCUCUUGUUACAUAGCUGCACACUAUUUUUGUAGGAUAUUUUUAAAGCACACAGUUUUAAAGACAGCUAUCUAUUGUAUCUAGCUUAGCCUUUCCAGUCUUUUACAUUAGAAAAGUAUCAAAGGUUAUUUACAUUUGCUCCAUUGGGCCUUAACACUUUGAUUACAGAAACACUAUGCUGAUUCCUGUGAUUAUUUACAAUUGUGGGUUUUUGUUAGUCUUGCAAAAAUCACUUGCUCUUUUUUUUUUCCCAUGCCCAGACAAAGCAAAGGGUAGUUAUUGCAUGUCAAAUGAAUGGAUAAUGUUAUUUGUCAGGAGUGUUUCUGACUGUGAGAAGGCAUUUUUCUAAUCCACCUGAGUGUCUUGAGUCUGCAGCGUCGUUAUUGUAGUUACUAGCAUAAAGUAAUCCCAUCAGCCUUAGAGGAAAUGAUAUUGCCACUCAACCACUCAGUAUCAUUCCUGAAAGAAUGAGGAACAGAGAUUUUAAAAAGAAAAUAUAGAAAUUUAGAAGUCAGUUGAUGCAGAUGGUGUUCAUAUUGUGUAUCGCUGGAUAGACAUGUCUGUGUGUGUUUUUUGUUGGGGAAGUCAUGUUUCCUCACCGCCUGGUUUAAUAAAACAGGAUUUAUAUCAGCUACCUUCCCAGCAGACCUCUAAAGCUUGUGUAACUCUCCUUAGAAUAUCAUGAUGAAAGGUACGUGUCUAUAAACAGUGUGUCAUUUAACAUUCUAGUUACCUGUGAUUUAGUAGAAAAUGCAUGGGGAAAUGAUAGAGUAUGCUUUUAACUCAGCAGUGACUCUGAUAGGAUGCUGGUCAUGAUGUGUUGUUUGUUGUGGGUUUUUUUAAUGGUAUCUUCAUGGGUAGGAUUGGUUUAUUAUUUCCAUAUGUUGAUACACCUGAUUUUAGGCCAAGUUUUUAUCUCUCUCUGUGCACAAACUGGAAGACAGUGUUGGUCACUGUGGUGCUGAUGCCAUGGAUGAAGCUUAUGAGGUCUGGUUGUCCUGAGAUCAUUUCCACGUCUGUGGUUACCAUUCUCUGCAUGGCUCUUCCAGUAAGGGAAUUCACCCAGCUGCAUUAUAUGUGCUGUGGAAUAGUCCAUCAGGAAAAGAUUUUGGUUACUGUCCCAGAAAUACAUUGUUCUUAGAAAGAAAGAAGAGAAACUGAGUCAUUGGGAGGAAUUACCUCUCUGAGCUGUCCAUACCAGAACAGUCAUUAGUUCAGAGGGACGUGCAGGACACUGCAUUAAGCCAAAUGCCAUGAGUGAUAAUAUUAUUCUUUAUACCUUUAUGUAUAGUCAGAACCUGUCAUAAAAAAUUAGAAGGCAGUUUUUAUCACUUUUGACACAAGUGUAAGACAGGAGCAGUUCUGCUAGCAUUACUAUAACUGUAAACUACAAGGUAUCUCUUAUCAAAAGACAAAUUUAGUUUUAUAUGGAAUGAAGGUGGGUGCUACUGUACCACAGAUUUCAAGGAGUUAUGACUUAGUCUGAUCCAUACUACAUUGCCCACAGUGUUUCAGCUCUGAAGCAAUUCUCCCAAGACCAAUUGAGAUAAUGAAACUCAAAGCACUUUUCAUGCUUGUAAGGUGUAAACUGUCAUAGAAGCAAAUGUGAUGACUGGCAAGGCAAAUUACAUUCUCAGUGCUUUAAAAAUGGUGAGAUUUUGUUUAUCAUUUGUUGUUGAAGCUAUCUGAUGAGUUUUCAUUUUGCUAAUGUUAUGCAAUUUUAAAGCAAUAGCUUUGAUUUUUAAGUUCCCCCAUGCAAGGUUUUAAAUGACAGUAUGUGAUUUGUGAUGAAUGAAAAAACUGUUGUCAUGAUUGUUGAUUUAAACACAGUACAGGAAGUUGGAAGUCUAAAGGCAAUUGAGUUCCUGCAAGGGAUUAGUGAUUCAGGCCUAAGCAAAGGAGUGGCCACUAUUACCUACUACCUACUACCAUUAACACCUGCCACUUUAUUACCUAAGCAGAAAAGAUGCUCAUAGAGCCCAACAACUUUGGCUAGAGUUCUCCCAUUAGCGUCAGCCUCAAGGAUCCAAACCUAAAAUGUCUGUGUUUGAUCUCUACUGAAAAUAAGGUAUGUUCCUUUGUCUCCUGUGAGUAAAGGGAAAGCUUCUUUAUUCCAAGGAGGUAGUAGUGAUGUUGUUUGUAAAUGUUUAGACAAAGCCUAAAUUCUUACUUCUUUGUUAAUUUCUGCUAAUUUUGAGUAAAGACAAUGGUUAAGUAGAUAGCAAAUACCAUGAAAAACCAGGAUGCAAAAAAAGAAUUUCAAAGGGUUGAUUCACUCUAGUAUUUUCUUGAAGGUCAGGUCUUAGAAUUUUCUAUUUUUCAUUCUUAAUUGUGAGAAUACAUGAGAAGGCAAGUCUUCAUCCCCUAGCAUUGCACAUCCUUUUAUUGCAGGAUACUGAACAGAAGAUUUUCCAGACCCAAAAUAUAUAUAGGAAAUUCUUGCUUGUUCUGAUUCUGCCCUGGUGAGUUAAAUAAUUUAAUCUAGCGGCACAGUAGAGUAAUCUUUUGGAUGAGUCUUUGAGGUGAAUUUAAGCAGAAUUUGUGUGUGCUUCCACAGAGACUUUCAACAUCAACAUAAGACUUGAGAUGAUGUGUUGUUUGCUGGAUGUUUUGAUUGAAUUUUCUCUGAAUUAAUUGAUUUUAUGCAGAUUUCCUGAAUAUAUGGAAAGGAGUGGGAAACAUUAUUUAAUGUGACUAAUUAUGCUUGCGUAUUUAGUAGAAAACAGCUUACAAAAUACAGUAUGUUCUGUUUUUCUUGAAGGAGCUUUAAUUGCAGUGAGUACUGUGCUUCAAAAUGUCUCUUUUGAAGAUGAGUUUUAUUUGCUGCUCAGCUUGUUGUUUUAAAUAAAACUUCUUGCAUGUUCUGGUGAGUAUUUGCAGGUGAUGGAGUCAAACUACAGAAGAACACCAGGUAUAUUAAUGUGGGGAAGUUACCUGAGCUGUAAAAUUCUGGACUUAACCUGCUUAUUAUUGCAAACUGGGACACUGGCUCCCUGCCAUCUCCAAGUGCGUCAGUCACAGGCUCAGUCUAUGCAGCACUACACACCUAUAUUUUUAAGGGCUUUUAAAUAAACAAAUACAGAUGGCUGCCACAGAGUAUUUGAGAGCUGGAAGUUUUAAACAACAAAUUGUAGGGCAAAGUUGACUAUUUAAAAGUACCUUCAUUUCCUGCCAAUGACACUUAACUGUUCUAAGGCUACUUUUGUUUAAAAUCUUCUUUCCUUGACCUUUGUCAGGGAAAGAAUUUCUGGACUGGAAUAUUCAGUAUCUCUGUCUUUGAAUAUUACUCAAGGGACAUGUCAGAUAUGACAAUAAUCUCACUGGAGUUCAUUCCAAAAUUUCUUGGAUUUGCAGAUACAGAAAAAAAAUGACUGUUUAUGAGGUCAUGAUUGGAAUAUUCCUCUAUCAUGCCAUCAGGAAAAGUUGAAGCAAGCACUUCUCAGCUGAUUCUGUGUGACUGCUGCUUGACAGCAAAUUAGCUUGCAUGCUAGUCUUUCACAUAUUUGGAAGAGGAUUUUUUGAUUUAAUUAAUUUAUUUUAAAUAUUGCACAGAAUGAAAUGUUUACUCUCUAAAAUUGUUAAUAAAAUCUUCAGUACUGAAACAAAAGUUUAUUUGAAACAGCAUCUAUCUAUCUGUCUAUCUAUCUAUCUAUCUAUCUAUCUGUCUGUCUGUCUAUCUAUCCUGUCUCUCCUAAGUGUAUAUAUUUAAUGAUAAUAUACUAUUUUUCAUGUAUAAGUAUAUAUAAGAGCAAAUAAAGCUCUAAUGCAGUAAUUUAUUUGUUCAGUCAGGCUCUCUGUUGAAACCAUUCAAUUGCCAGCUUAGGUUAGAUGGAACAACACAAAGUCUGUGCUCUUGCUUUUGUAAGAACAGUACCAAGUAUUCCCCUGCAAAGAAGAUGAAUAAAGUUAUAAAAAAGUGGCUUCACGAUUGCUAAUAGUUCCACACAAUCCAACAGAAAUCUAAGUCCACUAAUUUCUGAAGGGAAAUGAAACUCUCAGGGAGGCUUUCAAGAGGAAGAGCUAAUAAAUUGCUCUGAAGUUGAUACAAGCUUCUCUGGGAAAAAGAGCAGGGCCUGGAAAGCCUGUGAUAGAGAGCAGCUGUCUUCAGAUACUUGCAUUAAAUCUCAGACGUGCUUUCCUGCCAGCUACUUCAGUGCAGAAGAUUAGCAGACAUGUCCAUAGCACUCAAGCAAGUCUUUAAUAAAGAUAAGACUUUCCGCCCAAAACGCAAGUUUGAACCUGGAACCCAGAGGUUUGAACUUCACAAACGAGCGCAAGCAUCUCUCAACUCAGGCGUGGACUUGAAAGCAGCUGUGCAGUUGCCCAGUGGUGAAGACCAGAAUGACUGGGUGGCUGUUCAUGUUGUUGACUUCUUCAACAGGAUCAACCUCAUUUAUGAAACUAUCUGUGAGUUCUGCACGGAGAGGACCUGCCCAGUGAUGUCUGGAGGCCCCAAGUAUGAGUACCGGUGGCAGGAUGACUUGAGGUACAAGAAGCCCACAGCAUUGCCAGCACCCCAAUAUAUGAAUCUUCUCAUGGACUGGAUCGAGGUGCAAAUCAACAAUGAGGAUAUAUUUCCUACAAGUGUAGGUGUUCCCUUUCCAAAAAACUUUCUGCAGAUCUGCAAGAAGAUACUUUGUCGGCUUUUUCGGGUAUUUGUUCAUGUCUACAUCCAUCACUUCGACCGUAUCAUCCUUAUGGGUGCUGAGGCCCAUGUCAACACCUGUUACAAGCAUUUUUAUUAUUUUGUGACAGAGCUCAACCUCAUAGACCGCAAAGAACUAGAGCCUUUGAAAGAGAUGACAACCAGGAUGUGUCACUAAAAACUACCUGCUGAAGAAAAGCAAAGUUCUAUUUCCUUCCUACUGCAGAGUUCAAGAACAUGACAGCCCUUGUGGACUGAACCUGCUUGUAAUUCCCUGAAAGAUGGAAAGUUACUGUCACAAAUGCUUCUCUCAAGUGUCAAAGUUGUUAACCCUAAAUAUGCUGCUAGGAACCUCAUCUGAGCAGCAUGGAUUAUUGAGAAAAAGAAGAAUCAUGUCAGUUCAAGCUCCUUUAUCAGGAAUAAGAACCUCUUCAGCCACAAACAACAGCAGACAGUGCCCCUGCUGCCAAAGCUUUACUGAAAUUCAAGUCCCUGGGCUGACCUCCAGACUAGUUGUUUUGAAAUUAAAUCUGCAAUCUUGCUUUCUUUUUCUUUUGUUUCUUGGUAUGUGUUUUCUUUCCUAACUGCAACAGACAAUUAAGAGGUUCUAGAAUCAAAGAAGACUUAGCCUUUAAUGCCCCCUAUCCUGCUCCAGGCCACCCAAGACUUGGCCACCAUUCCCAAAAGCCAGCAAGCCUUGUGUUCCAGGGAAGACAGCCAUGUCCUUCAGCUGAACAGGCAGUUUAUGCUUCAUUGUGACUCAUAAUUUAAUGACAGUAGGAGGGUUUCUGAUCUCAACUACAUGAACAGGGAUCCAGAUAAGGCUCUGCAGUGCUGAGGUAUUUUCCUUGAAUUUAUGCUCUGACUGACAGCAAAUGAUCUCAGUAACUCCAUAUUACAUAAAAAAAACCAGCUACAGUCAUCAUUUUCCUGAAGUACCCUAGAAAGUACACCAAUCUGUCAUGUAAUUUCAUAUCUUUCUACCCCAUUAGGAAAAGGAUCCUUCUCAAUCACCCUUAAAUAUCAUCUUUUUAGAGAAAAAUAAAUUUAAUUUGAGUAAAUUAAAACAGGAAGAUACAGUAAAGAUGGGUAGUAAAAAAGUUAAAGCAGGAGGGACUAAUUGAAGGUCUCUGUUGCAGUGCCCAGCAAUGUGACUUGCUUUAUACAUCAGGCUAACACAAUACUUUUUUCCAGAACUUAAUCCAAGUUAAUUAACACAUGUAUGGACAGCCUGGAAGGAUCCUGUGCAGCAAAUCAAGUCUUUUAAGCCAAAUACGCCCUGAGGAGACUUUCUUCUGGAAAAAAAAAAUAAAAAAUUAGAGUGAUACUUAACAGAGGUAUCACAAGAGAAAUACUCCUGAAUAAAUGGAAAUCAAGUGCAACACAUCUAUGUUUUCUGUGCCUUGUAAUGAAUUUUGCACACUUGUGUUACUGCAAAAAGUUUCCUUUUCCUGAGUAAGUGCUGAACCCUGUUGCUGCCUUCUCCUCUAGUAAGUUUAGAUAUGUUUACAUCUUCUGAGACAGAAACAGAAGAAAAUUUAAUGGAGUAUCCAGUGAUUUGAACAUUCGAAAUAGAGGGGUAGUAGGCACUAAAGAAUAAUAGCAAAUAUUUUCUAGGUCAAUGUUGUAGCACAUUCUGAUUUACUUGCCUGCUUGCUUAAAUCAGGGCUUGUAAAAUGUCAGUGAUCACAUUCUUGCUUGGAAAAAGUGCUUUUUUCUAUGAACAUUUGGUGUACCUACAAUGGGAACUUUUCUGUAUCUCUUUAGAACUACAUAAGCAGCAUUAUCCUUUGCUUUCAAGGGGAUGCAUCUAAGUGUUCCUACCUCCUUUGGUAGUCUUUGCAAUCAGAUUAAUUCCUUGGGGAUUGGAACGCACACACAGAUUCCUGUUCUGCUGGCACUUCUGCAGGAUAUAACUAGCUUCUGGAAUUCAUUGCCACAGCUACUCCUGAUCUUGCCUCAUUUUAAAGAUGAAGAACAUAACUUCUUUGGGUUGGUUCAUGUAGCUGGCGACUGCCUGGAAUUAUAAUUUCAAUUGCAUAUAAAGGGUUUCUUGAACUCUUCAAAAGUGCCUGGGCUGUGGCACUUCUUGAGAUGGAGCUCUAGCUGAUGCAGUGCACUUGAAUUCCAUGGCUACCAUGGACAGUUGCCAUGCGGUAUUCUCAGUCUGGGCAGCACUGUAUUUGAAAGAUUGACAUAAAGAUGCAAAGGUGUGGAAUUUAGUGCAUAAAGAUCAAUGUCACGACACAAAUUGAAAAUCUUGGAUUUUUGUAUGCAUAAUUUAGUCUUCAUUUUAUUAUACUACUUACCAUAUGCUGUUUAGAGACUAUUCACUGCAUCUCAGUCUGAAGAUUAGGCAGAAUUUUUUCUCAGUAAUCUUUUUGUGAAUGUAUAAAUUUUGUGAAUGCAAAACUUA